AUGCGAGCGUACAAUUGAUAGUUUCUUUUCGAUAUGGUCAGCCGGUUUUUGCAUGGUCGAUAGUGCCAUCGAUAAUUUUCCAGCUCUACUACAAAACAGCAUGAACCAUGGCAAAACAGUGCCAAAACGAUUUAUAUGGUCGUUAUCGCAUAAUAUGAGUUUGACAAUAUUUUUAAAAUGUUCUUGUUAAGACAAUCAGUGAAGACUUCGGUUAAAUUUAAUUUUAAGAACUACUUACGCUUUUGUGUAUCUGAUCCCUCACGGCAGAGUCCAGACGCUAGACUGUAUGAAAAUAUAGUUAGUCAACGCCAGAAUGAAUGGAAGUUUGCACAGGAAAGGUAUUCAAAGCACCCGCUCAUUGUGUACAGCACGAAGUUGGAAGAACAGGUAGAGUUCAUGAGUUAUCGCCGACUGCGGUCAUAUAUGCAUAAGGAGGAAUUGAAGGAGAAACGCAAGUUGCGCGCACUUCAAAAGAAGCCAUUAUUUUCUGAACCUCCUUUCAAUGGUAUGGAGCAUGAUGAAAGUAAUAAUUUUCCAAUUGAUUGGAUGGAGGAUUUUGAGUUCUACGAGGGUAAUAAAGACACAAAUCAUUCCCCUUAUGGUACUGCGGAUCCAAGAAUAUCGCCUUCAGAUGUGCCUUGUAGUGGAUGUGGAGCACACUUGCAUUGUACACAAACUACUUUACCAGGCUUUAUUCCUGUCGAGAUAUUUAAAGGUCGGUCGAAAAAAGAACUUCAAACCAUAAUAUGUCAACGUUGCCACUUCCUAAAGUCCUAUAACAUUGCUUUAGAUAUAGAAAUUAACGCCGACUCAUACGUUGAAACGAUAUCUCGCAUAAAAGAUGAGCAUGCGCUAGCAAUAGUAAUCGUUGAUCUUUUGGACUUUCCAUGUUCAAUUUGGCCAGGUUUACGGGACGUCCUUGGACACAAACGACCUUUAUUUGUAGUGGGAAAUAAAGUUGAUUUGCUGCCCCGUGAUCAUAAUAAUUACCUUAACCAUGUUAAAGACUGUCUGAAAGAUCAAAUGUUGCAGUGCGGAUUCGAUACACUCAACAUAAAACAGAUUUGCUUAAUUUCCGCUAAAACAGGCUAUGGAAUAGAGGAACUAAUAACUCAAUUGCACAAGAUUUGGGCCUACAAAGGAGAUGUUUAUUUAGUAGGCUGCACGAAUGUUGGGAAGAGCUCGCUUUUUAAUAUCCUUUUAAACUCUGAUUACUGCCGUCCUGAAGCCACUGAUUUAGUACGUAGAGCAACUACUUGCCCCUGGCCUGGGACUACUCUUCAGAUGCUAAAAUUUCCUAUAUAUCGACCGUCGGAAAUACGAGUUUAUCAACGCUUUCGUCGCUUAUCUUCUGAACGCGAGCAGAAACGCGCAGAAAAUUCACUCCGUCGCCACCAAGCGCAGAAAACCGGUGAUACAAAAUCAGCUCGUCUUGAGGGUGUGGUUGGACGGACUUUCGUAAAUAACGUAGAUACAUCUGAUGCAUUUGCUAUGAGUUCUGGAACAAAGCCAAUUGUUACAUUGAAUGAAAAAGACCGGUUAUAUCGUGAGGCUAAGUGGUGUUAUGACACCCCUGGAGUUAUCCACCCUGAGCAGUUUACAGACAUACUCACGCCGAAAGAGCUGCAAAUAUUAACACCCACUGACAUGAUCGUACCACGAGGUGUACGACUAAAACCUGGCAUGAGUAUUUUUCUGGCGGGAUUGGCCCGUUUGGAUUUUAUAGAAUGUAAAUAUGUUGAUAUUGACUGGGUAAAAGUAAUUGUAUUCAGUUCUCUACAACUUCCUCUGGUCGUUACUCAGACGGAAAAUGCUGCAAAAACAUACCAAGAAUACCUCGGAACUGAAGUUCUUGGUUUGCCUUUUGGGGAUAAGGCACGUUUAACACGUUGGUGCGGAUUACAGAGCUCUAAAGAAAUUAUUCAGCUUGUAGGCAAAUACCAGGACGCUAUAAGCUCUGAUAUAGUUCUCUCAUCAGCAGGAUGGGUUGGACUGAGAGUACCAUAUGCUAGUGAAUGUGUGUUCAAAGCGUGGACGCCGCGUGCUCUUGGUAUUUAUGUUCGUUCCCCACCAUUGAUUCCGUAUGCAGAACGUCUAUUGGGUAAACGAAUACGAAAUUCUUUGGCAUAUAAUUUAGGAAAAUCUUUUAUUNUAAACCUUUGUGUUUUCACUUAUUGA
This is a messenger RNA of Rhagoletis zephyria (snowberry fruit fly), 2178 nucleotides long. RefSeq names its product nitric oxide-associated protein 1. Gene Ontology annotation, molecular function: GTP binding. The record is from RefSeq and is a predicted model, not a curated record. Lineage: Eukaryota; Metazoa; Arthropoda; Insecta; Diptera; Tephritidae.